This is a messenger RNA of Oncorhynchus mykiss (rainbow trout), 923 nucleotides long. Its product is annotated as ubiquitin-like protein NEDD8. Gene Ontology annotation, molecular function: protein binding. The record is from RefSeq and is a predicted model, not a curated record. NCBI's taxonomy places the organism in Eukaryota, Metazoa, Chordata, Actinopteri, Salmoniformes, Salmonidae.
UCGCGGAACUCUUUCGUUGUGAGCACGGAGAAUAGUGGGACCUAUUUCUGAGAAACACAGGAACUUCAAUUGAAUUAUUUGCGACAAAGAAAGAUUGGUGUAGAAAUGUCUCAUGUUGUAGCUAAGCAGGAUACCACAUUUAUCUGAUAUUACACAGAUACCAAUUCAGUUAUAAUAUAAUUGUGUUUAGAAAACAAAAUAAGUCAAAAUGUUGAUUAAAGUCAAGACACUCACUGGGAAAGAAAUUGAGAUUGACAUAGAGCCCACAGACAAGGUGGAGAGGAUUAAAGAGCGAGUGGAGGAGAAAGAGGGGAUUCCGCCUCAGCAGCAGAGGUUGAUCUACAGUGGGAAACAAAUGAAUGAUGAGAAGACAGCUGCAGACUACAAGAUCCAGGGAGGCUCCGUACUACAUCUGGUCCUUGCGCUAAGAGGAGGGGAGGUCCUCCACUGUCCCACGAGCCUCCUGCUUGCCUUGUAACCACCACACCCGCCUUGGCCCCAGUAGAUGUUGCCCUUAGGCACAGAUCUAGGAUCAGCUUAAACCUCCUCAAAUCCAAACCAUAACCAUUAUGGGCUAUAAAUGCUGAACUGACCAUAGAUCAGUGAUUAUGGGCAACUUCAGCCCUCUCCCCUUGGGACAGGCCACCCUAGACCUUCUUGGAGACAUAUUACCCUGUUACAAUCACUCGUGUCAUUAAUAUUAAAAUAUGAGAGCCCUGCUUCAUAUCUGUAAAGAGAAGGUUUUGUCCUUUGGGCUUAUCACCGUGUCAGCACUCGCUCCUGUCCCUCCCUCUUUUGAGUGCAUCAAACUGAUGAUGCCGAUGUUACGUUUACAGUGCAUGAAAGUGAGAAAUUAAUAUUAUUUUAAGUAGAUUAAUGUAAUGGUUUAGUUUGUCAAUAAAAAAAACAUCAGUUAUCAGUGU